Molecule: messenger RNA, 1658 nt
Organism: Scaptodrosophila lebanonensis
Lineage: Eukaryota; Metazoa; Arthropoda; Insecta; Diptera; Drosophilidae
Product: putative ATPase N2B
Exons: 4
Coding region: 81-1490 (469 amino acids)
Cellular component (GO): cytoplasm; mitochondrion
Molecular function (GO): ATP binding; ATP hydrolysis activity
Source: RefSeq, a predicted model, not a curated record
UUUAUAUAACAUGUUAAGCUGACAAAAAGUAUUACUUUAGUCCAUUAAAACUUUAAGAUAUAAAUCUAAAUAGCAAUAUAAUGUUACGUCACCAUGUUGACUUCGUUCUCCGCUGCACCUUGCAGCGAAGCAAGGCAAAAAUACUGCUACAGGCUCAGGUGCCUCCGGUUCUUACGUGUCAAUGCCAGCGCUAUCUUAGCCCACUGGCGGAAUACCAAGAGCGUGUAAAGGCAGGUAAAUUGAUGGCCGAUGAGAGGCAGGAGAAGACAAUGGAGCAGCUUUCAGCACUGCAUAAAAGAUUGCAGGGUUACCAACCAAAGGAGCAUACGUCUGCUGGCCGCGGGGGCUUUUUUGGAUCUCUCUUUGGUGGUAAGAGUGGCGAGGACGACGAAGCUGAUGAUUUGAACGCAGGCAGCCAUUCGCCAAUGGGCCUUUAUAUCUACGGCAGUGUGGGAGUGGGAAAAACAACACUCAUGGAUCUAUUCUACGAUUGCUGCAAGGAGAUUGAUCGAAAGCAACGUGUUCAUUUUACCGCAUUCAUGACAAGUGUUCACUCCCGUAUACACGAGGCAAAGGAGCGCCAGGGACCUAUAGAUCGUGCGUUCAAUUCAGAGAAGCCUGCACCCUUCGAUCCUACAAAGCCCGUUGCCGAUAUAAUUGCGCGCGAGUCCUGGCUUAUUUGCUUCGAUGAGUUCCAAGUGACGGACAUUGCCGAUGCCAUGAUACUAAAGCGUCUAUUUACCCAUCUGUUCAACCACGGCAUAGUCAUUGUGGCCACAAGCAAUCGUCAUCCCGAGGAUCUGUACAAGAACGGCUUACAGCGAACCAAUUUUCUGCCUUUCAUUGCACUUCUGCAACGCCGCUGUCAGCUUAGCAAACUCGAUUCAAUCGAUUAUCGGCGCAUCGCCCAGUCAGGUGACACAAAUUAUUUUGUGAAAGGUCAAACCGAUGCAGACGCCGAUAUGAAUCGAAUGUUCAAAAUAUUGUGUGCCGAAGAGAAUGACGUAAUCAGGCCUCGCACUAUCACACAUUUCGGCCGCGAUCUGACGUUUCAACGCACCUGCGGCCAGGUCUUGGAUAGUACCUUCGACGAGCUGUGCAAUCGCCCAUUAGCAGGCAGCGAUUACCUGCAAAUCUCUCAAUUCUUUCAUACGGUCCUAAUACGCGAUGUACCUCAAAUGACACUCGACAUUAAGUCGCAAUUGCGUCGCUUUAUAACGCUGAUAGACACACUCUACGACAAUCGUAUACGUGUCGUUAUUUCCGCCGACAAACCGCUGGAUAGUCUUUUCCACUUAACAGAUGAUCCCACACCCAUGUCGGAUACUGAUCGAGUGCUAAUGGAUGAUUUGAAAAUCACACAUUCGCAAGCGGAACAGUCUAGCGUUUUUACCGGCGAGGAGGAACUAUUUGCCUUUGAACGCACAAUUUCACGCCUGUAUGAGAUGCAGAAGCGCGAGUACUGGGAGCAAUGGGCGAAGCAUCGUUAAAGCUCAAACAUUUCAACAAGCAAUAGCAAAAUACGGCAAUUGAAACUUAACAUUUCCUAGUGUAGCUGUCACAAAUGCUUGUUAACUGCAAUCAUAAUUAUAGUAUUGUAGCCAAGCUAACUUGUUUUUAUGGCGAAGCAAUAAAAUAUAUUUUUUAUCCAAAGCCAA